Messenger RNA from Salvelinus fontinalis (brook trout), 10241 nucleotides. RefSeq names its product calcium channel, voltage-dependent, L type, alpha 1D subunit, a (gene cacna1da). Gene Ontology annotation, molecular function: high voltage-gated calcium channel activity. The transcript has 50 exons. Lineage: Eukaryota; Metazoa; Chordata; Actinopteri; Salmoniformes; Salmonidae. The coding region runs from base 418 to 6885 and encodes 2155 amino acids. Gene Ontology annotation, cellular component: membrane; voltage-gated calcium channel complex. Gene Ontology annotation, biological process: calcium ion import across plasma membrane. The record is from RefSeq and is a predicted model, not a curated record.
ACGCUGUGACGAUAAACUGGCAGGCAGCGCUGCGCAGCGGACUAGGAUGCUCUGUUCUCUCUCGCGCACACUCUCCUGUCUCCUGCUUUCCACCGUUAACAUGGACGGGCUUAAUUAAUGCAUGUGUCCCUUCUGCCCUGAAGCUAAUGAAUUUUAAUUCGCAUUUUGAGACUGGACUUGCAUUUUUUCGGCCGCAAAAGCACUGGAAUUUCCUUGUACAGAGUGGAUAACACGGAGGUAUCUGCCGAAUAAUACGUCUUCAGAAAAGAGGCAAAUUAUGCCAGCAGCACCAGAGUCCCUCCCCCUGGUGACUUGCCAGCCCAUUGGUCAGACAGCUCUGUGCACCACCUCUAGCCCCGCCCAAUCCCCUGGCAGAUCCAUGCUGCUGGACACGCCCCACAGAGCCACGCCCACACCAUGAGCGCCAACGGGCCCGCCCCUGUGGCCCUGGCUUCAGCCCCGGCUACAACCCCAGUCGCCCCACCGGUUGCAGCUCCGGUAGCUGCCCCCACGGCUGCCCCGGUCCCGGUGCCGACCGUCCCGGUGGGCGCGUUGGCACAAAAGAAGCGGGCGCAGUACGCCAAAAGCAAGAAGCAGGGCAGCAACGCCAACACCAGGCCUGCCAGGGCCCUGUUCUGCCUCAAACUUAACAACCCUAUACGAAGAGCCUGCAUCAGCCUGGUGGAGUGGAAGCCAUUUGACAUCUUUAUAUUAAUUGCUAUAUUUGCCAACUGUAUGGCCUUAGCUGUGUAUAUCCCCUUCCCUCAGGAUGACUCCAACUCCACCAACCAUGACCUGGAAACGGUAGAACAUGUCUUCCUCGUCAUUUUCACUAUAGAGACCUUCCUGAAGAUUAUCGCCUAUGGUUUAGUGGCGCACCAGAACGCGUAUGUGAGAAACGGAUGGAACAUGCUGGAUUUUGUCAUCGUCGUUGUAGGACUGUUCAGUGUUGUCCUGGAGCUUUUGACCAAAGACUCUGUAGAGACGAAGGAGGAGGCAGAGGCGGGUGCGGCUGCGGCGGCGGCGGCGGCAGCGCUCCACCCCUCCGCGCACGGCCACGGGGGAAAGUCGGGCGGCUUCGACGUCAAAGCCCUCCGAGCCUUCCGUGUACUGCGACCCCUACGCCUGGUCUCAGGAGUGCCCAGUUUACAGGUUGUGUUGAACUCCAUUAUUAAAGCCAUGGUCCCUCUCCUCCACAUCGCGCUGCUGGUCCUGUUUGUCAUCAUCAUCUACGCCAUCAUCGGCCUUGAGCUCUUCAUUGGCAAAAUGCACGCUACCUGCUUCUUCCCCAGCACAGGCAUGAUAGCGGAGGAUGACCCGGCUCCGUGUGCAAUCUCAGGGCACGGGCGCCAAUGUCCCAUCAAUGGCACCGAGUGCAGGGAGGGCUGGCACGGCCCCAACAACGGCAUCACCAACUUUGACAACUUCCUGUUCGCCAUGCUGACUGUGUUCCAGUGUAUCACCAUGGAGGGCUGGACAGACGUGCUCUACUGGAUGAAUGAUGCUAUGGGUCUAGAGCUUCCAUGGGUCUACUUUGUUUCUCUUGUCAUCUUCGGCUCCUUCUUUGUUCUAAACCUGGUUCUGGGAGUGUUGAGCGGAGAGUUCUCCAAGGAGAGAGAGAAGGCCAAGGCCAGAGGAGACUUCCAGAAGCUGAGAGAGAAGCAGCAGCUAGAGGAGGACCUGAAGGGCUACCUGGACUGGAUUACUCAGGCCGAGGACAUCGACCCUGACAACGAGGACGAGGAGGGCAACGAGGAGGGAAAACGCAACCGGGUGACUCUGGCUGACCUCACAGAGAAGAAGAAAGGAAGCAGGUUUGGGUGGUUCAGCCAGUCCUCCGACACUCAUGCGAGUAUGCCAGCCAGUGAGACGGAGUCGGUGAACACAGAGAACGUGACCGAGGAUGAGGUGAAGACACCGUGCUGUGGACCUUUUUGUCAAAAAAUUUCAAAGUCAAAGUUCAGUCGGCGCUGGCGUCGCUGGAACAGGUUCUGCCGCAGGAAGUGCCGGUUGGCAGUUAAAUCGGUGCCUUUCUAUUGGCUGGUGAUCAUCCUGGUGUUUCUCAACACACUCACCAUCUCCUCAGAGCACUACAUGCAGCCUGACUGGCUCACUCAAGUACAGGACGUGGCAAACAAGGUUCUGCUGGGAUGUUUUACAUGUGAGAUGAUGACCAAGAUGUACAGUCUGGGCCUGCAGGCCUACUUCGUGUCCCUGUUCAACCGCUUUGACUGCUUUGUAGUGUGUGGAGGCAUCACAGAGACCAUCCUGGUGGAGCUGGCCAUCAUGUCUCCUCUGGGCAUCUCUGUGUUCCGCUGUGUCCGCCUUCUCAGGAUCUUCAAGGUCACACGUCACUGGCAGUCUCUCAGUAACUUGGUGGCAUCGCUGCUCAACUCCAUGAAGUCCAUCGCCUCCCUGCUGCUCCUGCUCUUCCUCUUCAUCAUCAUCUUCUCCCUGCUGGGCAUGCAGGUGUUCGGAGGCAAGUUCAACUUUGACGAGACACAGACCAAGAGGAGCACCUUCGAUAACUUCCCCCAGGCACUGCUCACUGUGUUUCAGAUCCUGACGGGUGAAGACUGGAACGCUGUGAUGUAUGACGGCAUCAUGGCGUACGGUGGCCCUUCCUCAUCAGGGAUGAUCGUCUCCUUCUACUUCAUCAUCCUUUUCAUCUGCGGAAACUACAUCCUGCUGAACGUCUUCUUGGCUAUCGCUGUGGACAACCUGGGAGACGCAGAGUCUCUCAACGCUCCACGUGACAAAAAAGAAGAGAAAAAGGAAGACUUGGUGCCAGUGGAGGAAGAUGAGGAGAAUGCUGCAGCGGAGGAGGAGGAGGAGCCGGAGGUUCCAGCAGGGCCACGCCCACCUAUCUCUGAACUGGUCAAGAAGGAGAAGAUCACCCCCAUCCCUGAUGGCAGCGCCUUCUUUAUCUUCAGCAAGACCAACCCGAUCCGGGUGGGAUGUCAUAAACUCAUCAAUCACCACAUCUUCACCAACCUCAUCCUGGUCUUCAUCAUGCUCAGCUCUGUCUCCCUCGCUGCAGAGGACCCCAUACGCAACUUCUCUGCUCGCAACAUCAUACUUGGUUACUUUGACUAUGCUUUCACGGCUAUCUUUACUGUUGAGAUCCUGUUGAAGGUCCUAGGCUAUGCAGAUUAUGUCUUCACUAGUAUGUUUACAUUUGAGAUCAUGUUGAAGAUGACCACAUACGGGGCGUUCCUCCAUAAAGGGGCGUUCUGUAGGAACACCUUCAACCUGCUUGAUCUGCUGGUGGUGGGGGUCUCCCUGGUCUCCUUCUGCAUCCAGUCCUCUGCCAUCUCAGUGGUGAAGAUUCUGAGGGUCCUGCGUGUGCUUCGGCCCCUGAGGGCUAUCAACAGAGCCAAAGGUCUCAAGCACGUAGUCCAGUGUGUGUUUGUGGCCAUCAGGACCAUCGGUAACAUCAUGAUCGUCACCACGCUGCUGCAGUUCAUGUUUGCCUGCAUAGGAGUACAGCUCUUUAAGGGGAAGUUUUACCGCUGUACAGACGAAGCCAAGUCCAGCCCAGACGAAUGCAAGGGCACCUACAUCCAUUUUAAGGACGGGGACGUGAACCAGCCGGCCAUCCAAAAGAGAGUGUGGCACAACAGCGAGUUCAACUUUGACAACGUGCUGAUGGCCAUGAUGGCUCUUUUCACCGUGUCUACCUUCGAGGGCUGGCCUUCGUUGCUCUACAAGGCCAUAGACUCUAACAGGGAGAACCUGGGUCCCAUCUACAACUACCGCAUCGAGAUCUCCAUCUUCUUCAUCAUCUACAUCAUCAUCAUCGCUUUCUUCAUGAUGAACAUCUUCGUCGGCUUCGUCAUCGUCACCUUCCAGGAGCAAGGAGAGAAAGAGUACAAGAACUGUGAGCUUGAUAAGAACCAGCGGCAGUGUGUGGAGUAUGCCCUGAAGGCCCGUCCAUUGAGGAGGUACAUCCCUAAGAACCCCUACCAGUAUAAGUUCUGGUACGUGGUCAACUCCACAGGGUUUGAGUACAUCAUGUUCGUCCUCAUCAUGCUCAACACGCUCUGCCUGGCUGUGCAGCACUAUGGCCAGUCUGCAACAUUUAACUAUGUGAUGGACAUCCUCAACAUGGUCUUCACUGCUGUUUUCACUGCAGAGAUGGUGCUCAAACUCAUCGCCUUCAAACCUCGGCACUAUUUCACUGACGCGUGGAACACAUUUGAUGCCUUAAUUGUAGUUGGUAGCGUCGUUGAUAUUGCUAUCACUGAAGUGAAUCCUACGGAGGCUCCUCAGUUGGAUGAGUCGGGGAACACGGAGGACAGUGCUCGCAUCUCCAUCACCUUCUUCCGACUGUUCCGAGUCAUGCGAUUGGUCAAGCUGCUGAGUAGAGGGGAGGGCAUCCGCACCCUCCUGUGGACCUUCAUCAAGUCCUUUCAGGCUCUGCCCUAUGUCGCCCUUCUGAUCGCCAUGCUCUUCUUCAUCUAUGCUGUCAUCGGCAUGCAGGUGUUCGGGAAGGUAGCCAUGGUGGAUGGCACCCACAUCAACAGGAACAACAACUUUCAGACCUUCCCUCAGGCCGUGUUGUUGCUCUUUAGGUGUGCCACGGGGGAGGCGUGGCAGGAGAUCAUGUUGGCGUGUGUGUCUGGAAAGCUGUGUGACCCAGAGUCUGACUACAACCCUGGAGAGGAGAUGACCUGUGGAGCCAGCUUCGCCUACAUCUACUUCAUCAGCUUCUACAUGCUCUGUGCAUUCCUGAUUAUCAAUUUGUUUGUGGCUGUCAUCAUGGACAACUUUGACUAUCUGACUCGUGAUUGGUCGAUCCUGGGUCCUCACCACUUGGACGAGUUUAAGAGGAUCUGGUCUGAGUAUGACCCAGAGGCCAAGGGCAGGAUUAAACAUCUGGACGUGGUCACUCUGCUCCGACGCAUUCAGCCUCCUCUGGGCUUUGGCAAACUCUGUCCUCAUAGAGUGGCCUGCAAGAGACUGGUGGCCAUGAACAUGCCUCUAAACAGCGACGGCACCGUGAUGUUCAAUGCUACCCUAUUUGCAUUAGUACGCACAGCCUUGAAGAUCAAAACUGAUGGUAAUCUGGAGCAGGCCAACGAGGAGCUGAGAGCGGUCAUCAAGAAGAUCUGGAAGAGGACCAGUAUGAAGCUACUGGACCAAGUGGUGCCCCCUGCUGGUGAUGAUGAGGUAACCGUGGGGAAGUUCUAUGCCACCUUCCUGAUACAGGACUACUUUAGGAAAUUCAAGAAACGUAAAGAGGAGGGCCUGGUAGGGGUGCACGCCUCCCAGAACAACACAGCCAUCGCUCUACAGGCUGGCCUUCGCACGCUACAUGAUAUCGGGCCUGAAAUUCGACGAGCGAUAUCAUGUGACCUGCAAGAUGACGAGCUAGUAGACUUUAUUCCAGAGGAGGACGAGGAGAUUUAUAGGCGCAACGGCGGCUUGUUCGGUAACCACGUCAACCACGUGAACGGGGACCACCACCGGCGCUCAUCGAGUCACCAAACCAACGCCACCCAGCGGCCCCUGCAAGUGCAGCCGCCUCCGCACUAUGCCCACAUGGAGCAGCCGGUGGGGCGUCUCUGCCGGGCCAAUGCCAUGUCCCACCCUAACCACCACCAUCGCCACCACCACCACAACUCCUCGUACGGCAAGUCGCCCAAGUCCACCAACAUCAACUUGAACAAUGCCAACGUGUCCAGUCUACCCAACGGAGGAGGGCACCACCACCGCUACUACGAGCACGCUCCGCCCCCCGCAAACGGUUACCCUGGACACCGUGGCGGCCCCUACUACCCCGACUACGACAAGCUACCUCCUCGCGGCACGCCGCAAGGACAAAGAAGGCGCUACUAUGAGACCUAUGUUAGGUCCCACAUAGGAGACGUCCGCCACCCGACCAUCCGGCGGGAGGAGGAGUUUGACGAUGACAGGUACUCAGGAGAGUACUAUAGCGGGGAGGAGUUCUACGAGGACGACAGCAUGUUGUCAGGAGACAGGAGGUCCUAUAAAGAAUACCUGGACAGGUACCAGAACAGUGACACAGAGUAUGAGACUCCUAGAGGCUACCACCACCCCGACAGUUACUAUGACGAUGAUGAGCAGCCCCUCUACCAAGAUGGAAGGAGGUCGCCUAAGAGACGGAUGCUUCCUGCCACGCCUCAAGGUCACCGGAGGCCCUCCUUCAACUUUGAGUGCCUGAGAAGGCAAGGCAGUCAGGACGAGCUACCACACCAACGCACUGCACUACCACUGCACCUAAUGCAGCACCAGGUGAUGGCUGUAGCAGGGCUGGACUCCAGCAGAGCCCACCGUCUCUCCCCCACCCGCUCCACCCGCUCCUGGGCCACUCCCCCCGCCACUCCGGCCAGUAAGGAACAGUCGCCCUACUACACGCCCCUCAUCAGGGUCGAUCUCCCCGGACGCAGGGAGAGCGCCUCCAGCAGCCAGGUGUCUGUGAGGAAGAGUUCGUGGUACACAGACGACCCAGAGUACUCCCAGAGGACCUACUCCCCCGUCCACCUCCAGCUGCCUCCAGAGUACCGACAGCAUUACCACCAGAAGAGAGGCAGUGCUACCAGCCUGGUGGAGGCGGUUUUGAUAUCAGAGGGGCUCGGGAGAUACGCCAAGGAUCCAAAGUUCGUGGCGGCCACCAAGCACGAGAUAGCGGACGCGUGCGAGAUGACCAUUGACGAGAUGGAGAGCGCGGCCAGCCACUUGCUGAACGGCGGUGUGGCGCCGGCGGUUAAUGGGGUCAACGUGUACCCCGUCAUGAGCGAGCGGGACUACGACCUCCAGGACGCCACGGCCAGUUACAGUGACGAGGAGCCGGAGGUGGAGCUUAGAUUACCGUACGAGGAGGACCUGGCAGACGAGAUGAUCUGCAUCACCACUUUAUAGCAUCUCCUGGAGAAUAAACUACUAGAAACUAACUACUAGCUGUAUGUACUCUACUUCAUAUAGACUACAGUACCAUCAGUGGAAAACUAAAUGAGAAAUGCAUCUAUUGGCUUACGACCAAAAGAAGUGCCUUUUACAUGGAAGAGAAAGGCACCUAUGAGGAGAGAGACACACACUUAUUCUCUCACUCGCCCUCUGCCAGCCAGGGAAUUCACAUUACUUCUGUCAAUCACAGGACCAGGAGCCAAUUCUGGUGCCAGGGAACCAUGUUAGUCCCACCCUCCCAGACCGACACUACUGGCGCAUAGGAGGCCAUGACCAUCUGUCAUAGGUCACCGUCUGGAGGUGACACUCACAGGUUCAUCAACGAGCCAAUUGCAGACGAGGACAUGGCGUGUCAGUGGAGGAGAUGGACCUAUUGGCAGAGGCGUGAGGUACCGUGGGCAGGUUGUUAAGGGUGAUGACAAUCAGAUGUAAGAUGUCAUUCCCUCUGUCACUUUAUUAAGAUUUUGGCAUAUCAUGCAAGUUUUCAAUGCAAGCAUAGAAAGGCAUAUCUCUCCCCACCUAACCCCCCUUAGAUGUUUUAGUAUAACUUUGAUCCCGGAAUCAUUGACAUAAAUAAUUAAAAGAUGACUGUAGAUGGUUCACAACGAACAGAUUCUUAGAGAAUAACCCGUUUACGUAUGCAGGAGAUAUCAGUCACAUUUAUAGCAUCUUCCAACUGGAGAUAUACACUUCUGAGACGACUACAGCAUGGAAUAAAUGCACCAGCAGGCAGGUUGUUUUUCAUUUGACAAUAGCCUGACGAUGAAUAUUUCAUAGUAGAUAUAGUGUAAAUGAAUUGUAUUAUAUAAACAAAAAGAAAAACUUUGUAAAGAGAUGUUCUAUAUUUUGUAAUUGUGUACCAUUUCAAAAGAAGAUCAGCAAUACACACCCUAAUGAAUCCUAUUAUGCUACCAGGAAAGAAGAUCGCUGGUGUUAUUAUUUUAUUAGGUACAAUAUUCUGACAUUUAUUUGCCUUUUCUUUGUUGUUGCUCAUAUGCAUCCUUGACAUGUCUGUGAACAGCUUUUUUUAAUUGUUUUGUUUUUCGUGUAACAACACAGCUGCACAAGAUAUGCAAAUGUCUUUGUUUUUUUACUUGUUUUAUGAGCAUAAGAACACUGUAUAUGUGUUACUCAAACCACACCAACACCAGUACCACAAAGUAAAGUACCCCUUAUUAAGAGCAUCUUUGUAGGACUUGAUGUUAGCUAAAGCUCAAGGAGGCUAUUCUACCUUUAUAAAGAUGUGAUACGUAACUUCCGUGUUUGCAUAUGUUGUGCAGAGGAGGUGCACAGCACAGAAAGGUCAAAUGCCUAGUGCAUUGACAAUGCUGCUUCAUUCUCCCAUUUUCAAAUGAAUUCUACAACUUUAUUAGUUUCAUCUGUCCCAACUGAAAUGCCUUCUGCUGCUGAAAGAAAACAAUAUGAUAGACGUGAGAUGAACAGAAAUCUCCCUGUCGUUCUCAAUGCUUUUAUUGGGAUUUUUCCUCAAUAUACGACUUGUUGAUCACGAUUAAUGUAAGUUAAUUCCACUGAUCCUUUCAAACUGAAUCUUCCUAAUCACUUGGCCUUUAUGUUGUUGUGUGCGAGACUUGUGACAGACUGGGCCGGUGUGAGCCAGGACAGACGGGAUGCAUGGUGGUUGAUUGGUAAGGCACGUAUUCAUCAGGGAUGUUGACAGGGCAGAUGAGCUCACGUGAUGAGGCUGCAUCUAGCCUGGGUGCCAGUCUGGUUCUGCUCUCUCGCCAACUCCUUACGGAAUUGUCAAGCAAAACAUGACGAUGGAGUAGGCAAAAGCACAAACAGAUCUGGACCAGGCUAGGUAUCAUCAUGGUCUAGGUAGGUCCACGGUCUCCACCAUUGUUGUCCUCUUCUGUUGUGUUGUCGUGUCAUAUUUGGCCCGAAGUGUUUUAGCUGGAGAGAGGCUAAGCAAUACUAACCCCCUCACUCUCUCAGCCUCUCUGGCUUCUCUCUGCAUACACUGUACCUCGUGGUGGUCCAGCAUCGUCUGGGGAAAACAUAUCAGCCUUCCUCUCAACCAACCAGUCUGUUUCCCACAGCCAUCUUAUCCGUCCAAUGAGAAGGGAGUGUUUGUACUAUGGCUCAUUUUACAAGAAAACUCAACUUUUGUUGAUAUCAACGCAAGUUGAAAAUUGAUGCACCACAAAAUUACUUUACACUAGCAGACAAAAAAUAAAGUACUAAGUUCACUUUUUUUUCAGGCGCUGCCCUGGAUAGUUUGAAUAAGCACAGAUGAUGGGUAGGUGAUGAGACGUGUGGGAUCUGUAAUUCAUGAGUGUUUGAUUUGUAGGUCAUGAGUUCGCAUUGCGUUCUCAGUCAACCUGAAUACUGUGGUGAAAAUGUAGGCUAUCCACUUUGUGUGCACAUUGAAAGGGCUCUUUGAAUUGUUUGAGUAAAAAAAAAUGUGUUCUGGUCUUUUUGUUGAGAAUUAUUUUGUGAAAGGACCAAUGCGCAUUCCAGGCACGUUAUACUAUUCGUAGCAAUUACUGAUAAACUGAAAAUAUGCAUUAUUUUGUAAACACUUUUAAAAAGGUUGUGUUAAACUAAAGAUAAAACAAACAUACUUUUACCUCAUGUCAGGGAUUCCUGAAAAAAGAAAAGAGAAAAUGAUUUGGUUCAUUCUAUACCAAUGGUAUUUCAAUAUUAGCACAUAGCUGUUUGUCUUUGCACAAGUAACUGUAUAGUGCUAUUGUUUCUCCUUUUUCUAUACACAUUUUUGUGAAUUAAGGUGAGACAAUUUUGUACUUUUUUGUGACUGUGUGUAUGGUUUAGUGAAAUCUAUAUUUGUCAUUUACACCUCACCUUUCAAUGCUGGGACAGAAAGAAUCUGAAAAAAAAAUAAUGAAAAAAAUAUACAUUUUCAAGGUGCACUGUUCCUCUGUUGGCGGGUUAAAAAAAGAUAAAUCCAAUGGUAAUAUACCAGUUUACAGAGAAACCCUUGUUGAUUUAAACAUUUUGAUUAGUUUUCAUUCUAUUAUUAUAAUUAUUAUGAUUACUAUUACUACUAUUACUGUUAUUAAAUAUGUAUUAAAAUAGAAGAUAAUGUAAAAUAUGUACAAACAUAUGGAAAGACCCAUGGUAAUGUUCUCUACUUGAAAGUCCUUAUAUUUUCUCUGUAAUGUUUUUAUUCAGUAAACAUGAUUUCUCUUAGUAGCAAAUGCUUUAUUAUGACCCUCUAUGUUUUGUAUCAAUUCAUUUUUUUUUCUUUUUUUUUUGCCUUGAAUUCAUUUUAAUCAAUAAUGAUAUUUUUUUUUCUAAUGAUUAUUACUGAAUAAACUUACACUGAAAUUCUA